Nerophis lumbriciformis (worm pipefish) is the source of this 921-nucleotide messenger RNA. The record is from RefSeq and is a predicted model, not a curated record. Lineage: Eukaryota; Metazoa; Chordata; Actinopteri; Syngnathiformes; Syngnathidae.
AUGUCCACUGCUCGCUUUGACUCAUCCGAUCGUUCGGCCUGGUAUUUUGGACCCGUGUCCCGCCAAGAGGCACAGAAUAGGUUACAAGGACAGAGACAUGGCAUGUUCCUAGUCCGAGACUCGUCCACAUGCCCCGGGGAUUACGUUCUGUCGGUUUCAGAGAACUCCAAAGUGUCUCACUAUAUCAUCAACUCUUUGCCCAGCAAGAGGUUUAAGAUCGGGGACCAAGAGUUUGAGCACCUGGCCGCACUCUUGGAGUUCUACAAAAUCCACUACCUGGACACGACCACGCUGAUAGAGCCAGCUCCCAGGUACCCAAGCACAGUGAGUGGACCGAUCCAGCCUUUGGGCGGCCAAGAUGAGAACCUGGAGUAUGUUCGGACUCUGUAUGACUUCACUGGUAGUGACGCUGAGGACCUUCCCUUUAAAAAGGGAGAGAUUCUCAUCAUCCUUGAGAAGCCGGAAGAGCAGUGGUGGAGCGCCAAGAGCAAAGAAGGUCGCGUCGGCAUGAUCCCUGUUCCUUAUGUGGAGAAAUUGGUACGACCCUCACCACACCCGUGCCAACCGACCCUCGGAUCCCGUAACUCCAACAGCUACGGCAUCCCGGAGCCAUCACAUACCCUUGUCCAUGCCUACGCCCAGCCGCAGACCCCGUCGCCGCUGCCUCCGGGCACUCCCGGAGCUGUCAACACGCCGCUGCCAUCCUUGCAGAACGGACCGGUCAUGGCCAAGGCCAUCCAGAAACGAGUGCCCUGCGCCUAUGACAAGACUGCUCUGGCUUUAGAGGUGGGCGACCUAGUCAAAGUGACACGGAUGAACAUCAGUGGUCAGUGGGAGGGGGAGGUUAACGGACGAAGGGGUCUCUUCCCAUUCACUCACGUGAAAAUCUUAGACCCCCAAAAUCCAGAUGAGAGUGACUGA